AUGUUGCGUGCCCAGCUCUGUUCCGUAUUGUUAACUAAACAACUGUGCGAUGUUGCGAUGAAACAGGCAUGCAGAAGCAAUUCUACUAUCUUUGGAUUAUCGUCUGGAUUUGGAAAAUGUGGAGUGGCAGUAAUACGGGUGUCUGGCUCAGCGUCAAAAGCCAUCGUUCAUAAGAAGACCCGGCUUAAAAAGUGUCCAGAACCUCGACGGGCUUUGUUAACAAAAAUUUUCCAUGGUCAUACGAAUGAAAUGAUAGACCGAGGGCUUUUGCUUUGGUUUCCUGGUCCGCACAGCUUUACUGGUGAGGAUACGGUCGAGUUCCAUGUGCACGGCGGUUCGGCAAUAGUUUCCGCCAUGUACGACAGCUUAGCUACGUUCCCCGAUACUAGAGUAGCGGAACCGGGAGAAUUCACAAAACGCGCAUUCUUCGCCGGCAAAAUGGACCUGACGGAGGUGGAAGGCUUGGCGGAUUUAAUACACGCCGAAACGGAAGCACAACGAAAGCAGGCACUGCGACAAGCCAAUGGUCAACUUUCAUGCUUCUACAACGAUAUGCGUACUCGACUGGUGAAUGCUAUUGCCAGCAUUGAAGCUUACAUAGAUUUUUCCGAGGAUCAAGAUGUCGACGACGAAGUACUGAACGUAACCGUGCAGAGGAUUGAAGCCGUCAUCGAGGAAUUGAAGGGGCAUCUUAACGACAACAGACGGGGCGAACGACUACGAAACGGUGUCCGAACGGCCAUCGUUGGGGCGCCAAAUGUGGGCAAAAGUAGCUUAAUCAAUCUGCUAAGCCAGCGAAACGUUUCGAUCGUUACGAGUAUAGCUGGCACCACAAGGGAUAUAGUGGAAUCGCACUACGAUAUUGGUGGUUAUCCAGUCAUUCUAGCCGAUACUGCCGGGUUGCGGGCAAACACUGACGACGUGGUAGAGUGCGAAGGCAUUGCCCGCGCUAGAACGUAUGUAGAUUGUGCCGAUUUACUGUUGCUCGUGGUGGAUGCUUCUCGCAUCGAUCGGGUCAAUAGAUUGGAUGCUUUUAUCGAAGAAUACACACAAUCGCUCGGCAUAGACAAGCGUAUGAUUUCUCAUACGUUGAUUAUUCUCAACAAAUGUGAUUUAGUGGACAAUGACACGCUAGAUCGGUUGAAAAACAAUUCCACUUUCAGUUGUUUGUCCUGCGAGAGUAAGGCCGGAUUGGUGGAACUUAUGGAACGUAUCAAAACACGGCUAGAGCAACUGUGCGGAAAUCCUGCAGUGGAAAGUCCUACCAUCAGCCAAGAGCGUCAUCGCUCGCAUCUAAAGCAGUGUUUAACGUAUCUCGAGCGGUUUCGGGACUAUUUCAAAGAAACUGCAGAAACGGAUCGAGAUCUCGCCAUCGUUACGCAUCACCUGCGCAAUGCCGUGCGCUGUAUUGGGAAAAUAACUGGUACGGUCGAAACGGAGGAAAUUCUAGACGUUAUAUUUAGUACGUUUUGCAUAGGGAAAUAA
Messenger RNA from Anopheles marshallii, 1485 nucleotides. RefSeq names its product tRNA modification GTPase GTPBP3, mitochondrial. Gene Ontology annotation, molecular function: GTPase activity; GTP binding; protein binding. The transcript is spliced from 3 exons. NCBI's taxonomy places the organism in Eukaryota, Metazoa, Arthropoda, Insecta, Diptera, Culicidae. Gene Ontology annotation, cellular component: mitochondrion; cytoplasm. The record is from RefSeq and is a predicted model, not a curated record. Gene Ontology annotation, biological process: tRNA methylation; tRNA wobble uridine modification. Bases 1 to 1485 code for a protein of 494 amino acids.